AUGAAGAGGCUUCUUACCACCACUAAACCCUUUCCUCCAUUCAAAAUGAUAGACCUCUAAGAAAUUAAAAAUCAGCGGUAGAUUUCUAUCUAAUAGUUCGAUGCAAAUGUAAAGAAUCAAUUGUUCUAUCUCAAUAAAAUAUUUGAAACGAACCAGAACAGUAAAAUUCUGAGGACAUAAUUUGAAGACUUUGGAGAAGAUGAGGAUGAGCUAUUCAAAGCUUAUGAAAAUUUAAACAUCCAUCAGAUAAGGAGACUAAGCAAAAUAGAUAUGAACUAGUUGAGAAAUUACGCCAAGUCUCUUUCAACUAACUAAAAAAAUACUGUAAAUUUUAUAGAGACGCCCAUCUAUGAGUCAUCAAAACUCCUCAAGGCAUAAACUACCUAAAAUCAAAGUAUUUUAGCUCUAUCUAGAGAUGCUUCUUAGGGUAAUACUAAUUUUAAAGCAAUUAAUGAAUAUUCUGCAUCGAAUGGUUAAGAUAUAGCUGCAGCAUUAGGUGGAAUACAAGAAAAGAAAUUUACGUCAAUUCUCAAAGUUAAAGGAAUUCUCGAUCCAAAACCAAUUAAAUCCUAGAGAGUUAUGAGUGCUGAUCCAAGGAAAAAGGCAUUCUUCAAAAAUCUUGAUAGAAUAACAGAGGCCUCUGAAAUCAUUGAAAAUCUAAGAAGUUAGAAUGAAUAGAGCAUAAAGUUCCUGAAAAUAUUGAGACAGCAAAACUAAAUGAAAGAAGAGAAAAAAAUAAAUCUGUAGAUAGUAAAUGAGGUCAGAAAAGGUAGAAGAUUUACAGUUUUUAAUCCUAAGCAAAAUACAAGUAAAAGAGAUGAAGAGAAAUGCUAGCUACAAGAUUCUACAGAAAUUUAUAAUGAUAGCCACAGUUAAAGUUAGAAGGUGAGUGGAAGUAUUCAAAACUAAAUACGAAAAAAUAGAAGUAAAAGUAAGAACUCACAAAACGAUGAUAAAGAAUCUCAUUUUGAAAAGACAGGAACAUCUUUAGAAUAAAAUACCAAGCUAACUCUUAAUACUAAACGCAAAAGUCUUCAAUCACACGUGAACUCUAAUACAUCACUUCAUAAUGAAAAGAAAAAAAUAGAAAAGACCAGUUUCGAUGCAAACAAAACUAACUAUUAUUCCGAUAUAAAUAAUUCAACAUAAGGUAAAUUUAUCAAUCAAAGAUCCCGACCAGUAUCGCAUUACUCUUCAAUUUACCAUAGAAUUUAGCGUAAUAACACCAAUGCUAUACAAUCACUAUAGUAAUCUGAUCGGCCAAUGUCUCAAGAGAAAUAUAAAACUACAUCACUCAAUAAUGAUGCACAGGAAGCAGUAAUAACUGCGAGCCAAACCAAUAGUUACACAGUUUCACAUCCUCAAACAAGAUAAUAGCUUAAGCGACAAAUUUCUAACCCUAAAUCAGUAGGAGUGAAAUUUAAGACUUAUAGAUCUAGAACUAACUAAAAUACUACUACGCUUGCUGAUGAAAAUGAUAAUAGCAAAGAAUUUUUGGAUUAAAAACUUUAUAAAGUUAAUAAAGCCAAAGAAUAGUUAAAGGUGAUCAAGGAUAUUACAUCCUAAAGGCAUAGAUAGCGUACCCCAAAGAAAGAAUAGUCUAAUAAAAAGAAGUAUUUGAGAAUGUAUGAAUGGAAUAAAAAAUUUGUUCAUGGCAGCAAGAAAUCUCGAGAAGUUAUGAGUCUACUUAAUGAGAUGCCUAAUCAAUACAAACUAAACCUAAUAACUUAAUUUUAGCAAUUGAUUAAUAUCCCUGAACAAAAGUUAAGGUUGAAGAGAAAUUCUAAUUACUCAGGUAUAAAUAGCACUUUUUAGCAGAAGGGAAAUAUCUACAUAAUUUGA
Stylonychia lemnae is the source of this 1842-nucleotide messenger RNA. The record is from the annotation of a GenBank genome assembly. Lineage: Eukaryota; Ciliophora; Spirotrichea; Sporadotrichida; Oxytrichidae.